AGAUAGAAGAACAGUAUGGAAAGGGAAAAUAAGACAAGUAUCUCUGAAUUCCUCCUCCUGGGACUUCCCAUCAGACCAGAGCAACAAGUGUUGUUCUACAUCCUAUUCUUGAUCGUGUAUCUCACCACAGUCCUGGGGAACCUGCUUAUCAUCUUUUUGAUCAGACUGGACUCUCACCUUCAUACCCCCAUGUAUUUCUUCCUCAGUCAUUUGGCCUUCACUGAUGUCUGUUUCUCAUCAGUGACGACCCCAAAGAUGCUGGUUAACAUGCAGACAGGGAGUCGGACCAUUCCCUAUGAUGGCUGCAUCUCGCAGAUGUAUUUCUUCAUAUUAUUUACUGAUCUCGACAGCUUCCUGCUCACUGCAAUGGCUUAUGACCGUUACAUUGCCAUCUGCCACCCUCUCCACUAUACCACCAUCAUGAGCCAAAGUCUUUGCAGCCUGCUGGUAGUUGGGUCCUGGAUGCUCUCCUGUGCCAGUUCCUUUUCCCACACCAUUCUUCUGGUCCAAUUGUCCUUCUGUGCAGAAAAUGUUGUCUCCCACUUCUUCUGUGAUCUAGAUGCCUUGCUCAAGCUGUCUUGCUCGGAUACUUCCCUCAAUAAGUUGGUCAUGUUUACUGUGGGGACGACAGUUAUCAUGCUUCCACUAAUAUGUGUCCUUGUCUCUUACAUCCACAUCGUGGCCACUAUCCUAAGGAUGCCCUCUACCAAGGGGACCUGCAAAGCCUUGUCUACCUGUGGCUCACACCUGUCUGUAGUGUCUUUGUAUUAUGGAACAAUCAUUGGUCAGUACCUUUUCCCCUCCUCCAGGAACUCAAAUAUCAAAGAUGUCAUCUCUGCCAUGAUGUAUACAGUGGUGACUCCCAUGCUGAAUCCCUUUAUCUACUGUCUGAGGAACAGAGAUAUGAAGGAUGCUUUGAGAAGGAUCCUCAACAAAACAAUAUUUUCUCAGUGA
Molecule: messenger RNA, 954 nt
Organism: Gracilinanus agilis (Agile Gracile Mouse Opossum)
Lineage: Eukaryota; Metazoa; Chordata; Mammalia; Didelphimorphia; Didelphidae
Product: olfactory receptor 1J4-like
Exons: 1
Coding region: 16-954 (312 amino acids)
Biological process (GO): G protein-coupled receptor signaling pathway
Cellular component (GO): membrane
Molecular function (GO): olfactory receptor activity; G protein-coupled receptor activity
Source: RefSeq, a predicted model, not a curated record